GACAAAGUUUGAAUGUUGAUUUUGAAUUGACAGUGUGAUGGAUGAGUUGUCAAAGUUCAUCCUCGAGCAGAAAAACUUGAUAUACGAAGAAAAGAAGAAAUUGAACCUGAUACCAAUUGCCAGCCCACGUAGCGCCAUCUCCAGUGAUGAUGCCAAAUCAGAUCGUAAGAUGGUUCGCUACGGAGAAUAUUCACCCCUGAACCCAACUUGCAGAACAUCUAGCAAGCUGCUUCUGGGGAUUGGGGAGUAUGAUGAAAGGAAGCGCCUAUUAGAAGAAAAAAAGAAGCAGGAACAUAAACAGGUCCGCCCAGCUAGAAAAGAAUGCUCCCAACCAUCCAGUAUGCAAAAUUAUAUUGCGCCUGCAGCCCCAAAAUUCUCUUCCUCUGUUGCUGAUAAAUCUGUCCAAGUUGAAUGUGAUGCUGCCAAUGAUCAGAAUAAACUUCGUCGUACAUAUGUUGAUCAGUGUGUACAGGUGACUGAACCACCAGCAGUGGAUAUUCGUGAUGAUCUAUUGAAGGAUGACUAUGGAAUUCCAUACAAAAGCAAUCAAAAAAGAAAAUAUAUCGGUGGACUUCACGAUUUAGAAGUUGCUGCAGAUGAAAAGCUGAGCCUCAAUAUUGAAGACAGUACUGUAAAGAAUUCCAUUGAUUUUAGCAUGCUGAGCCCUAGAGAUAGGAGACUGAUGGAAUUUUGUGGCAGUGGCAGUUAUAACCCAAGCUUUUAUGAGAAGUGGAAAUCUCCUACAAGAACUGUUGCUGAAAAGGAUGCUGGUUUAGCUGCAGAGCACAUAGAUGGCCAUAUGGCUACAGAACAACUAAGAAAGCGAACAUAUCAAGAGGAAUUAAGGAAACAAAUUGAAGAAAAGCGACAACUGGAAGCACAGCAAAGGGAAAAAGAAAGAAGAGAGGAGGAAAUUAUUCUGAAAAGAGUUGAACAGCAGCAACUUAGAAUGAAAUUAGAAUUUGAAAGAGAGCAAGCUCAACGCAGACACAAAGUAGAGAAGCGAAUGCAUCAGUUUGAGUCGUGUAAGUCCAGCAAUGAACUAGACAACUGUACACUGAAAAGUAGCAGAUCAAAUAAUGAGAACCAUACUAAAUAUGAAAGCUCUUUGCCCACAAAAAUUGAAAAAAUUAAACAUUUGCCUCAGGGAGUGACAGACAAUGCAGAUUUUUCGAACGAAUGUGACAGUGCUUUUAACAUCAUCGCAGAUAAUAAUAAUGGCAACUAUUUAUCAGUUCUUGAAGUGUGUCAAACACAAGAUCUUUCAAAUAACACUGGAGAUGGAUCAAAGUAUAAAAAAAAUGAAAGACCUUGUUGGACUGAAAGAAACUGUGCUCCUGGUGCUACAGUCAGUGACAUAACACAUGUACCUGACAAUUUAGGCUGUAUCAAACAAAACUCAUCUCAGGAAACAAGUACGGGCCCUUCAGAAACUAGUGUGGAGGAUUCUUGCCAAUUUUCAUUAGCAAAAUUGUCUUUCAAUCCGGAGAUUUCCUCACAUGUAAGAAAGGAUACAGAGACUGCACAAAGGAAACGUCCAGUACCAACUCCAAGAACUAAAUCACUCAGUAACAGUUCCAGAACUGUCAGUAAUUCUGCACCCAAGUUACCUAGUGACCAGAGCCAGAUCCACUCUACAGCAGUUACGGCCGAUAAAGAAAAUCUUAAUGAUUCACUACCAAUUCCAAUACUAGAAGAGGCAAAUAGUUUUGGUUAUGAUAGCAGUGAAACUCCAGGUACUGAUAGGGUGAAGAGUGGAGCACUGUUGAGAACUGAAGCCAAAUGGAAGAUUCCUGCUGUUCAAAAGAACAUAAUACAGGCAGGAGACAGUUGUAGAGACAAAUACCAUGGCCGCAUUCUAACCCAACUAGGCGCUUUCAGGAAGCAGUUACAGUUAGACCAACUGAGAAUGGAAGAAAAGGUCAAGAUUGUGAGAACACAGUCUGAUGCUUAAAAGCCAAAUAAAUUGUUGUUUGUUAUGGAAUACUUUAUUUAUCUUGCACAAAAAAUGUUUAAGACCAAAGAAAAAUCCUUUAGUAUGCACUAUAAGUACUGAUUUAGAAUUUAAAUAUGCCCCCUAAUGUAAAUGCUUCUACUUCUUUAUGACUGGCAGUUGUAAGAUUUUUCAAAAGGCAUAUUUAAAUAGGCCUACUAUUUUGUAUUUCUGGUUCCAUUCUUCGUAUUCCCAUCCUUAGUGAUAUGUUAUUUUAAAUGUGUUUAUGUGUGUUGUUAUAAAUGUAACUUUUAAUGCUGGUUGUUACACUAAGGAUAUGAGAUUAUAUGAUUACUUGGAUAUUAUGACUGUGGAAAUUCUGGUAUGAAAUGAUUGAGCUUGAUUCUUUAAGAUUAUGUGUGAAUGGAAACAGACACAUUGCAUGCAGGUACUUCACUAAUUGAGUUGUAGAUAAGUAUAGUUCUUGCCUUCAUUGCUUAUGAAAACUAUUAUCGUAGUCAACGUGAAAGUCAAUUUUUCUUUGUGUUAUUGCAGUCUUCACACUGUAUCUGCAUACUCAUGUGAUACUGUCUGCUGAUAGGUGCUCUAGACAACUUUUGCCUGAUAAAAAGUGGUAUUAUCUGAUAUUUCAUAAGAAGUUUUUUCUGUAUUUAUUUCUGUGAUCUCUGCUGAUUUUUGAAGAGACAUUUGGCAAUGUUUUGCAUCAAGAAAACUUUUUACUGAAAUUAGUAAAAACUGACAAGGGGCUAAUUAAGUGCAUAGAAUAGUUUUAAAGUGAAUCACCAUCAUUAACAGCAAGGAGUGAUGAUAAAAUUCGGAGUAUUAUAAGUUAUACCUUGACCGUGACUAUUUAUCAGUUCAGCCAUACAACUGUGGUGCAGGAAUAUUGAAGGAAAUCAGUCUUCUGCACUAUGUUUGUGAGCUCAUAGUACUGCCCCAACCUUUCAUUCAGGAUAUCUGCCUUUUCUGUGGAGGAUGUGAAGUGACAUAAAUUGUGUUUUGUCAUUGUUGUUCUCCUCAUACCUAUGUAGUUACUUUGAGUAUGCUGUCAUUGUGUCCUACGUUCCACCCUUUUCCACAUUUCUCUUCCUUUUUCUCGUAUUUCAAAGAAGCUGAAUGACAUGGUAUAGUGAUUCAUAUCUGUUGUUAGUGCUCCAGAUAUAAAUGAUAUAAAUUUUCUGUCAUUUCCCCAGAUUGCAUAAAUAAAUGACAGCAUGGGUCCUUUGAACAGGACAUGGCCAAUAUCCUUUCUUAAUAAGAGUUUCUGCUCCAUCUCUUCCUCUGCCUUCCUUUCCUUCAAAGAAAGACAAUUUGAUCCCUAAAUUCAAUGUAUCUCAGCUGUACAGUGACUCCUUAAUUUAAUUUGAGGUCCAGGAUUUUAAUUAUUUAUGUUGAAAUCAUAUAACAGUAUCAGAAAAGUCUCUCUGCAUUUGUGAAUGAUAUAAUGUAGGUUUGUAAUGUAAGUGAAACAUUUUAUGCUGCAAUUCAUUUAAGAAUUCAUUCUGUUAGAAACAUGUACGUAUUGCUGUGAACAUUUUCUGUCAAGUGUUUGGAAAAUUUAAAAAUAUGGACAUGCAGUAAAAAUAUAAAUAUGAUGCCACGUGUCAUUUCUGUACAGGAUGUAAGGUGAUGGACAUUGUUUUGUCAGUGUUGUUCUCCUCAUACCUACGAAGUUACUUUGAGUAUGACAAUGUUGUGUCCUAUGUUCCAGUUUGCUACCAUUUUUCACAUUUCUAUUUCUGGUUUGUAUCUUUGAAUAAACUUUGCUGGUGAACUGAGGUAUUGUGCUGUGAAAACACACUGGUUUUUGAUACCUGUUUUCUGGAAAUAUUGGUGUACAGCUACCCCUUUGUUCCAUUUGUAAUAUUUUUUGUGCAUUGGAUUUACUUCAAUCAUCUCAUAAACAAUUGCUAGGCACUAUGUGUUCUUUGCCAAUUCCUUCAUAUUUUCAAACAGUUGUGUUACAGUUUUAGGACAUAUGUGUAUUUGUGGAAAGCUGUGGUGUCCUUACAACAAGUGUUUGUACCUUACACUUUUUCAUCGUUUUGUAUAUAUAAUAAUUAUUAGCUACAAAUGAAAUAUAUUUAUAUGACUGUAAGUAGCCCCCUAUUGUUUUAAAUAUGAUGUGUUCUUCCAAACAAGUCCAUUCUCUCUCUCUCUCUCUCUCUCUCUCUCUCUCUCAGUGUAAUGUAAAUAUUAAAGUUGUUGUAUGUGUGUUUUUAUUUACUUCCUGUUAAUUGUAAUCUUGUACGUGGAGGAAUAGUAAUGCAGACAAAUGAGUUACAUGUUAUGUCAGAUAUUUUAUGUAUGGGGAGAGAUUUCAAGACACAGAAUUGUUUGUGUUCACAGCUGUACCAUUUUAUUUUCAGACAGUUCCUUGCAUUUUUGAGGCCUUCAAAUACUCUGCUUGACACUGUGUCUUUUGUGUAUUUAAAGUCCGUAUUUGUGGUAGAUAUCCCUAAAAGAUAAUACUUCUGUGAGUAUCCAAUUGUUACGAAAGGAAUGAAUUUCUGUAUCCAUUGCCUUCUAUUGAAAAACUUGAUGUUUCUGCUGGAGAUAGGGUUGUAUUGAUCCCCAUGUGGACUCGUAGCAUUGUAUCUGCUUGCUUAACAUUGCAACUAGAACUCUGAUACAGUGAUGACAACCAACUCAAUUUGUUUACUGAUGUUCCUUCCUGUAGAACAGAAAAGAAGCUAUCACACAUACACAUAUCAGUUGUACACAAAGGAAAAAAAAUACAAACUAUGUUUGUACAAAGCAGUACUGUUCACUGCAACAGACUUUGUCUGAUAAUCAAAGCUAACAUCCAUAGAUUCUGAAGACGCCUAGCCCACCUUGUCACAGACAAAACUUUAGAGAACCUGACUGAAAGACCUGAAAAGUUAUCCUAAGACUAGCACAACAUUGCAGAUAAAAUUUAAUAAUUAUUGGAUCACUCUUUUUUUAUCUUGGGAAGUGUUCAAGAAAUUUAUGGAUAAAACUGAAAAGAGUUUACCAAAUAAGGUUUUCCAAAGCAAACCUGCUGCAAAUGAAGGACAAGUCUGUGAGUGGGGAGGACAGUGACUUAAUAUAUGGAAUAUUUGUAGAGGGCUGUGAACAAAAAACAGUGUACACAUUUCAUGAAAUUAAUUUAGUAAUGUCAUAGCAAAGUAAGAGAUAUUACACAAGUUGUCCUCAUUACAGAAUGCUGUGACCUCAUGAACCAAGUGUGUCUAUCCACGAUGGCUUCCAGCUUCUCUUAGAGCUUGCUGAAGAGAGAGACUGGAGAUCUGCUUGAUUUGAUCUGUUCACUUGCUUGCUGCCCUUUCCCUUGGUGUGUUACCCUCAAUCUUAUCAUCCAUGAUUAUUUUUCUAGAUUUUCUCUACCUCUUCUCAUAAUAUUGUUAAAGAACUGGAGAUUUAGCUGGUUAAUGUGAGAAGAAAGGCACAUAGAGAUACUGAGUUGCUCAGUAAUGGGCACUUUCAUUGUUCUUCCAGUCAAUUUUAUGCACAACUUCCUGCAUCAGCAGUAAAGUUCAGACACAUCAGUAUGCUGCUUGGUUUUAAUCUUGAGGAUUUAUGUUUCACAAGUGUUGCAAAAAGCCAGACCUUUGUGGUAUUUAUCAUCACAAUUUUCUGCCAGAUCUUACUGAGUGACUUCAUAGCCACCCAACCUAUCAUGAUCUGACAACUUGUCUUGUCUUCACAGCUUUGCACAUCACAGAUGAUUGACCCAAGAUAGAUGAAAGAAUGCACAACUUCCCGUUCCUUUAAUUCCAUGAUUUCCAGUUCCUUUAAUUGACCUCUGAGUUGGACCAGUGCUAUUGGUGCAAUUAUCAUUAGUUUGGAUUUGCUGAGAUUGAUAUCCAUAUGAUAGACUAAUGUCCUUUACUUUUGUUAGUAACUCAGCAGGUUUAUCCUCAUUACUGGUUAAAAGUAUAGUGUCACCAGCAGACCAGAGGUUUAGUCCAACCACCAAGAGGAUUCCUAAUGACAUCUUAUGCGUAUUGUAUGGUUGUGGGUGUAGGACACAACCCUGUCUUACUCCAUUUGAUACACUGAAGAAAUCAGACAUGCCAUCCCUUGUCUUCAUAGCUGCAUGGUUAUUAGUGUAUAGACUUCUGAUCAGUGCUGUCAAAUAUGGUGGAGACUGAACUCUGCAGGCACCCGCCACAACUUUUCCCAGGCAAUACAGUCAGAGGCUUUCGUACAAUUAAGAAACCAGACGAAAAUAGGAACACAGAACUAUUGCAAUUUCUCGAUUAUUUAUUAUACGUGAGAAUCUGUACAUAAGUGUCUUUUACUUCAACAAAACUUGCUUGUUCUGUAUAUAUGAGAGAUUGAAUCCACAGCUUCAAGCACAAAAUUUUGGGUGCUUGGAAUGUGAGAGCAAUGGUUCAGUAGUUGGAGCAGUUCCUGAUUGACCAUUUCCUGUGUAGGGGGAUGUGGUGAAAGACUUCGCCCAGUCUUCUGGCCACUCCCCAGUUUCUCAUAUGCUUGUACGCAAGGAAUGCAGCACAUCGAUAUCUUCCUGCCCCAUUUUUUUUUAAUCUUGUCCGUAGAUAUACUGUACUGUCUAGACCAGGGGAUUUAGUUCUUCAGAAGUUGAAAUGUUUAUCUACAUGAUCAUGAUCUUGUACAAUUUCUAGCCACUAGCAAGGUCUCCUUUAAACACAAGCCUCUCCAUGUACUCUGGUACUCUCCUCUCUCCAAAUGCUUUAUUUGACUCCUGUAGCAACUUGUUUCUUGGUCUCUCCCUUGCUCUCUUGGCUUCCAUCUGCAUCUCACGCAUCUUUCUAGACAUCGUCGCCUCGUCCAUUCUUUUCACGUGCACUUACGAUUUCAAUCUUUUUUCCUCACUAUUAUCCUGCGAAGGUUCUUCGUAUGUUAUCUCCCUAGCCCAACCAUUUCUUUCCUAAAUCAUAUACAAAACACUUUUUAACACCUAUCUGAUUUCUCAGUAAUUUAAUUUCAUUUGCUUGCUCGUUACUUUUUCCUGUUGCCAUCAUGACCUGGUUUUUCCAGUAUACAUCAGAAUUCGUAUGUAACAUGUUUCACAACAAUAUUGAAAUGUUAAAUUCUCACUCAUCACAUAGAGGUGAUGUUGAUUCAUAGACAGGCUCAAUGAAAAAGGAUGCUAGAAAUAUUCUGCUAUUGGACUAAGUCCUUCAUCAGCUAUAGAAAACUUGUACACAUUCAUUAAAGCACAACUCAAACACUUACGGUACCUGUAGUCUCCAGGUGCUAAGGCCUUAGCACCAAAGAGAAGAUGUGGCCAGAUGUAAGAGUUGUGUUUGUGUGAAUGUGUGUGAGUUUUCUAUGUCGGAAGUGGAACUUAGUCUGAGGGCUGAAUACUUCUAACAUUAUUCUUCAUUGUGCCUGUCUGUGACUCAGUGCUUCCUCCUGUGUGAUGAGUAGCGGUAUGUGCUUUCUGUAUUGUUAUUAUUCCAUUCUGAAUCUUCUAUGUCGUUCCUCACACACUCAUAAAGCUAUCAACUGGCCUCUCACAUUCACUUAUCUCUUUGUCAUUUCUUCCAUUUUGGAAAGUGCUGAAAAAUUGUUGUUGCUUGUUUAUAAACUGUCAAAAAUGUAUAUGUAGAUUGUGUUACUUGUCCACAGAUGAGUGAAAUAGUCCAGUAGAUCCAACAUAUAUUUCCAGUUUGUAUGUCUGACCUGUUAUAUAACUUUUGUCAUGUAAAUACUUUAAUGACAAUACAUAUGUACAGUAGGUGUGUAAAACACCACAUCCUGCCUUUAUAUAACACCCUUAUGUACUUUAUUGUAUUGCUAAUUGCCUCCAUCCUUGUCCAGUCUGUGGGAUUUUGUGUUCUGUGGAUGGCCAUAAUAUAACUUUAAUGAAUGAAUGAUAUUAACAAGUAAUAUUUAUUUGUACAAAAUACUUCUGAGGAAUCACAUCUUCUACAGCAGCUCCCUCUUUAUUACAGAAGUUACAAUUGUUUGCACUAUUAACAGAUGAUAUAAGUUUAUUCAUAUCAAAGCUAUGUUCGUGCUACAGAAACCAUGCAAAUUAAAUUUUUCUGUAGAUAAGUUGUUGGUUGCUGUUUAACGUUGUUUUGAAUCCAGUCCACAGUCUUGGUGAAUUCUUAUUUAUUAUUGUUACUUAAUAGAGUACAUUUCAGCAUCACAGUUUUAACAUGAAAAUUAAUCUCAGUUAAUGUAUGUGAUGAAAAAGAAGUUGUUUCUUAUUUUUUGCACAUACCGGUAUUGUAAGUGAUUCUGAUCUAUCUAAUAGUGCAUGUAACUUCAUAAAGAGACCCCCCUCUCAAACAUCCUGCCGAUAUCUCAUAAAGAACAAAUGACAUGGGUAACUACAGUACAUCAAUUUAUUCUCUUGUGACAGUAAAGAGUAGUAAAUCCAAAGUCAUGUGCAUGUUGACACGAAGCCACAAAGAGCAUCUGUGUACAAACUGCUGAAAUAGUGGCAGUUGUAUCUUAGUCAGUACUACAGAUACAGAAGCAGGAAAUUGUAUUUUAAGCUUUUGCACCCUUAUAAACACAUGUGCCGAACUACUGCAAAAGCCAAGAAAAUAUCCUGGAACAGGGGAGAGAACAGAUGCUGAUGAAGUAAUUAAGUGUAACUGCAAGACUGAAAUUUCCUGUCUCUUCUCACACCAACAGAAAUGGUCUCUGUGUCUUGAUCACGUACUUGUUUCUGUCCCUCUGUCCUAUCUUACAUUGCACUAGUGCUUUGGCUCUUUCAUCCUCUUGAGGUCACUAUUUCACAAUUUUGUUUCUUCUUCUUCUUCUUCUUCUUCUUCUUCCCUGUAUCAUUAUUAUGAAAUUGCAUUUCAGUCUUACAGCUUUCUUUUGCCUUGCUUAAUUAUUAUAUCAUUAUUUACUUUUCUGUGCUCCUCUUGCACCACAACUUUUUUUGUUUGCAUAAGAUCUUCAGUUUUUGAGUUUUGAUCUGUUAAUUAAUUUUAGCUAUUGGUUAUGCACUGAAAU
Molecule: messenger RNA, 8899 nt
Organism: Schistocerca cancellata (South American locust)
Lineage: Eukaryota; Metazoa; Arthropoda; Insecta; Orthoptera; Acrididae
Exons: 7
Coding region: 38-1954 (638 amino acids)
Source: RefSeq, a predicted model, not a curated record